Trypanosoma theileri is the source of this 1122-nucleotide messenger RNA. RefSeq lists its product as uncharacterized. Lineage: Eukaryota; Euglenozoa; Kinetoplastea; Trypanosomatida; Trypanosomatidae. The transcript has a single exon. Bases 1 to 1122 code for a protein of 373 amino acids. The record is from RefSeq and is a predicted model, not a curated record.
AUGUCACGACAAGCUGUUGGUUGGUUAAGUUCAAAACUCGGUAUCAACAUUGAUGGGCGAACGGAUGCCGAGGAAAAGAACUCAGCAUCUUCCUCUCAUAUGACGGGUCCUGCCUCUACACUUGACAUGUGUUUACACAAAAUCAAUAAUGCCGUUUUUGGUCGUGAUAUCGAUACCACUUCUUCAUCCUUUGCGGCGGCGGUUGGUUUAGAAGGUGGGAGUAGUGCGAAUGACAACACAGGCGUUGGUGUAAUGACUGGAAGGGGUGGAGGAGAGGAGGUGGAACUUGACGAGAAUGGCCUACCGGUAUCGAAAAACUGGUACUACUUUGAUAAGGAACUGAAUCGCUGGAAUGUAAGCCCAGACGCCCCACCGCAUAUUAAAGAAGAAUAUGAACGGAGACUAAAAGAGGAAGAAGAUGAGCGGGAGGGACGUAAUGUGAUUCCACCUCCUCCACCCCCUCCUUCUUCACUCUCCCCGUCAACCAACACCACCACAGGAGGAGUAGGAAGAGGAAUAGGAUCGAUGCCAUCCACAGCGCCUUCCUUAUAUCCUAGCAGUAGUUUACCAUCCGGUGGGAUACCACAACAGGGUAUUCAUCCGCAAGGACUGUUUGGGGCGCGGGGAACACUGGGCGGAACGCAACACGGUCCACAGUAUGCUGUGCCAAGUUACUUUAAUACAAUUGAGACCUCAACCAACACUUUGGAAACACAGCAACAGAUGCCAUCGAUGCCUAUGCAAACUCAACAGCCUCAACAUAUGCCAUAUCAGCAUCCUAUACAGCAUAACAGUUUUCAACAACAACAACAACAACAACAACAACAACAACAACAACAACAACAACAACAACAACAACAGCAUUUGUAUCCUCAUCAACAAGUUCAAUUUCCGCCGCCGCCUCAAGAGCAUCAGAAUCAACAGCAACAACAACCGCAGUAUCAUCAUCAUUUAGAAUCUCAUCAGACACAAGUUCUGCCGCCCCCACACCACCACCACCAACAACAACAACAACAACAGUUUCCAACAUCGGGAUAUCUCCCAGGGGUACAAGGUGCAGGCUCUCAUGUGUCCCAAUAUCCCCCGUUUCAGGGCCAGCAGGAUCUCCAUUCAUUGCGAUGA